AUGCGCCGCCGGCCACCGCAUGGAGUUCGACGACGCCUACCUCCGGGCGAUCGGCACACUCCCUCCUCUUCCGACUGUCCACCUCGCUCCCACCCACCUCGACCGCGCCGGCGCACUCGAAGAUUCCGAGGAACUCCCGGCGACGCUGUAUGCCGCCGCACUCGAUGCCCAUCUUUUUCUCACCCGCCGUUCUUGGUGCCCUUGCCGUCCCUGCUUCCGGACCGCGUCGUCCCGGACUCCAAGAACACGGCGGCACGCCCGCAUCUGUCCGGCUUCGGAUUCGCUCCCACGCCCGUCGAUCACGCCGCCGCAAUCGAAUGUUCCGUGGAGCUCCCGGCGACGUGCGAGCUGUACGCCGCCGCACUCGACGCCCAUCUUUUUCACCCAUCCUUCGAGGUGCCCGCACCGUCCCUGCUCCCGGACCGCGUCGUCCCGGACUGCAAGAACUCGGCCACGCGCCCGCGGCUCUCCGACUACGACAUUGACAUCGACUUCAACCUCCGGGAGAUGGAGAAGAACGUCGAGGAGCGGCCUUUGCCGGACUACCUGAAGACGGUGCAGGGGGGUCGGAUGAGCCCAUCGAUGCGUGCCACCCUCAUCUUCUGGAUGGACGACUUCACCCGGCACUACGACCUGGCCCCUGGCACGCUUCACCGUGCCGUCUCCUACGUCGACCGCGUCCUGUCGGCGCGAACCUUGUCUACGGCUCGCAUGGACAUGGAGUAUGAGCUCCGUCUCCUGGGCGCCACGGCCGUCUUCACCGCCGCCAAAUACGAGGAGCGGGGCACCAGAUUCAAGGUGAACGCCGCGAAAAUUGCCGACGACUGUGGGUUCGCCACGAGCAAGGAGGUGACCGACAUGGAGUGCAACAUGUUUGCGGCACUCCGGUACGAGCUCAGCGGACCAACGGCCUACACCUUCGUGGACCACUUCACCAGGUACAGCAAAGGAGAGAGCGACCUGGAGGUUCAGAAGUUGGCGCAUCAGCUCGCCGAAACAUCGCUGGUCGACUACAGAUGCCUGCAGCUCCUGCCGUCCGCCGUGGCGGCGUCGGCGGUCUUUCUCGCCAGGCUGAUCUUGAAUCCAACGGCCAGCCAGGUGCAGAAGUGGAACAGAGAAUUCACGGAGCUGACAGGGUACAAGCCCACGGACCUCAUCCUUGGCAUUCAGUCCUUGUACAUGAUGAAUCCCGAUCCUCGCUUCGUGGUCUUGCCAGAGUUCUUGUAAGAAUGAAAUGGAAGAUUUAGGCUGUCAUUGCCAGCUCAGUUCUUUAGUUCGGGAAAGUUACAUCGGUGUCAACAUAUACACAGAUAUGUAUGUGGUAUUUGGCCGUGUUCCCUUGCCGAAGAUGUUGUUGUUGAAGAACCCCAUUCUCGUUGAGGUGGUCAAAAGAUGGUUGAUGCAGAUAUGCUCGUUGUUGUAGUUCGAUCGUUGUUUUGAUCCCUGGUUUUUCUUUUUUUUCGCGAAGGCAUAGCUUUGGUCUUAUAUGACUUCGCUUGUGUUUUUUAUGUUUAUGCUUUGUUGGUUGUUUACAUCAUAAUUAUGCAGAGACUGAGUGUGUGUUCAUUGUAUUUGUA
Molecule: messenger RNA, 1577 nt
Organism: Aegilops tauschii subsp. strangulata
Lineage: Eukaryota; Viridiplantae; Streptophyta; Magnoliopsida; Poales; Poaceae
Product: putative cyclin-F2-1
Source: RefSeq, a predicted model, not a curated record